Molecule: messenger RNA, 716 nt
Organism: Didymodactylos carnosus
Lineage: Eukaryota; Metazoa; Rotifera; Eurotatoria; Philodinida; Philodinidae
Source: the annotation of a GenBank genome assembly
UCACUUACAUAUUUACAUGGUGUUCACUUUCUUAUUUUUUUCGUGUGUUGUAGAAAACAUUUAAAAUGUACUCAUUGUUCCAAAACCCAAGUGGUACUGGUCCAAACAAUAACAGUAUACAAUCAUAGGUAGUAUUAAAUAUUUAGUCUUGGAUUCUAAUGACUUUCGAUUUGUUGUUCUUUUCAGAGAAUACUAGCACAAUGAAUGAAAAUAAUAAUCCACGACAUCAACCAUUUACUCAGGUAGGCAUAAGGACAAGUACAAAAUAAAACGAAUGUACUUUCUUUAACCAGUUGGGAUCGACAUACAAAAACCAAGGACAACUAGAAAAAGCAGUUGGAGAGUACGAGAAAGCACUUAAUAUUUAUUUGAUCUACUUGCCCUAAGUUGAUCCCUUAUUAAUUGAUACGUACAAUAACUUGGGUUCGAUUUACGCACAACAGCAGGAUUAUGUUCAAGCAUUGUCUUACUGUACAAAAGCUUUAGAAACUGCUAUGAAAGAUCCUAAAUCAAAUGAAAAGCAAAUUGCUAUGGUACAUGAAAACUUUGGAAUGAUCUACAGUGGUCAACACAAUUAUUCAAAAGCAUUAGAUUCAUAUGAGAAAUGUCUUCGUAUUGUCUUCAGAAUCUUGCCGUCUAAUCAUCCUGUCCUUGCAACAAUCUACACCAGUAUCGCUUCUAUUUAUGAAGCGCAGAACGAUUACUAUAUUGCCUAA